AGAUUUCAGUACACAACAUGCCCAGACGUCGUCGACCCCGUUGUAAGGUGAAACCUUUGAUUGCGCUGCACCAGGAGCCCGGGGACAGCGAUGGGAGUCAAGAUGAUCAAAACGAGAGUAAAAGCGAUGAAUUGGAUGCUCCAAUAGCUGCCAAUGAGUUCACAUCCAAUGUGAUGUCAGCGGGCAACGAUUGCGACUAUAAACUCUUUCCAGAACUGUACAAUCAACUCCCUUCUCUGCCCACAUUCGCUGAUGUUUUUGGCCAACACUCUGACGUCAUCUUUCAGGAUAAUUUGGCUGUCGAUUAUCCCGUGUCUGGCAAUCAUGUGUCAGAUAUUUUUGGCUUGUCUGGAUUAAUUGGCAAUCUGCGGGCGACUCGCAACAAUGGCAAUGCUGUGCAGUUGGCCAUUGGCGAGGAUCUGACCACAUUUGGCCUAGAUCUGGCUAGUCAGGGUGAUAUCUAUGUUCAUUUCAAUGGACCAUUUACCCAACAACCGGCGGGUCGAAGUUCAGCCAACUGUGCCCUGGAGUUGGGCAUGCGGGGAAUGCGUGAUGCCAUUAACAAUUAUCCAACGAGACCGCCAAUUUGGGAUCCCUUCGUUCCAGAGACCAGAAACUUGGGAUUGAUACUCCCCGUGCCAAAGUUCUCGCAGCAAUCACGUGAAAAAUCAGCCUAGUUUGAUGUCAAUUGGCAACUUUACAAAUUGCUGUUCUUCGUUUUUCGAUUAUUUGUCAGCCAGAUAAUAUUUCGCUUCUAAUUAAACAUAUACAACUACUUUAAUGUCCUUUCUAAAUAUAAAUCUCAAAACAUUCGAUA
Molecule: messenger RNA, 817 nt
Organism: Drosophila innubila
Lineage: Eukaryota; Metazoa; Arthropoda; Insecta; Diptera; Drosophilidae
Exons: 1
Coding region: 18-677 (219 amino acids)
Source: RefSeq, a predicted model, not a curated record